UUUUUUGUUAAGUUGCAAUUUAAAUCAACUUUAUGUACUCAAAGAUGCCACCAACUUCCGAAUCAGCAACUGCUGGUAACAGCCUACGUAGUCGAGAGCGUGACAAAACGCAUAUGGUCCAGCAGAGCAACAAAUGUUAUGAACAUCGUGAGCUGCAGGCAACGGCAAUGUCUGUCGACUAUACGGGGCAAUGGGUUUUGUUGGCGGGGCGACGCCACUUAGCCCUGCAACGACUCGGACACGAUGAUGGUACACUACGAGAAUUUCAAAGGAAUUCAAAAUAUGAAGUGUCGGCAGCGGAAUUCGCUACGCUACCAAAUCGGCAGGAGUAUUGUGCUAUAGCGACAAGUGAACACAUUGACGUCGUAACAUGGGGUGCAGCAGACAUGCAGCACUACCAUUCGUUGCGCGGCCACACACGUAUCGUUACCGAUAUCGAUUGGCAUAGUAAGAAUAGUAAUCUGCUGGUGAGCUGUUCAAUUGACACAUUUUCACACAUUUGGGAUUUACGGGAUCCACGCAAGCCAACUUUAUCAUUGAAUGCAGUAUGCAUGUCCGGAGCAACACAAGUGGGAUUUAACCGCGUAUCAGGUAAUUUAUUGGCAGCCGCACAUGAUGGUGAUUUACGUAUUUGGGAUAUGCGCAAAGGUUCAUGCCCAGUACAUUAUAUAACCGCACAUUUAAAUAGAGUACAUGGCAUUAACUGGAGUCAUUUGCGUGAAACAUGUCUGGCUACCGCGAGUCAAGAUGGCACAGUAAAAUAUUUCGAUGUGAAUAAUCCGCGGCGCGCAGAAAAAAUAAUUACAAUGACCUCACCCGUGUGGCGAGCGCGUUAUACGCCCAUUGGCAAUGGAUUGGUUAGCAUAGUGGUGCCUGCAAUGGGACGCGGUGAGAAUAGUUUGCUAUUGUGGAGCAAUAGUAAACAAACAGAUCCGGUUUGCUCAUUUGUGGGACACACUGAUGUUAUACUUGAUUUUGAAUGGCGACCAAAUCGAGAAAACACUUCCGAGAUUGAGGUAGUUACUUGGUCACGUGAUCGUAGUUUGCGUGUAUGGAAGAUCGAUGACACGAUGCUCAAACUCUGCGAGCCCGAUUUCGAUGGCGAUGAAGUAUGCGACACGCCGGAUUCUUUUGCAGAAACGACUACUAAAUUUCAGCCAACACACUCGUCGUCUUUAUAUCAGCCCACUUUAAGUUUGACACGCGCUGGCGCCGCAUCGCUGCCCACAGAAACAUCUGAUAGCCUAACAAUACCCACUAUAUCGCGUUCGCCUCCCCCGCCAAUGCGUAAGGAAGAAACACAUAUAGCUCGUUCGCUUACUGAUCAGCCAACUUGUUCGCUGCAUCAUGAGUUCUCGCUACUUAAUAGGAAUAUGCCGCAUGUAGAGGUGGACAUAUUGGAUGCUAUUAAACGUUAUGCGGUCUUUAAGAUCUCAGCGGGCGGUCAUGUGGUGGUAUUGCAGACCAUCUUCCCAACUGAGUAUCCCAGUCCCAAUAUCGGGCCGGAAUUCACUUUUUGCGAUGGCACUACACUUCACGAACAACUAUCUACAAUUUUGCUCAAGACACUUAAAACGAACGCUUUACAACGCGUUAAAAAAUCGCGCACAUGUUUGGAACAAUGCCUACGUGCCUUAGUGGGCGCCAUGAAGAAGUCGGUUGGUAGCGUUACAGAUAAAUCUCAACUGCGUUUACAAUCACCGCGGCUAGAAGGCGCCUUAAGCGGUGCUUUACACGAUGCCUGUAUUCCCUAUCCGCGCACUUCAGGCGUUAAAUUCAAUGCUACCGGCCUGUUGGUCGCUUUUGCGCAGGCGCCGCAUUCGAAACGCUUAACACUGCGUCAUCAAAAUUCAACACCACGCACAUUUUCGGCGAUUAGUGGUGGUGUGCUGCUCGGUAAUGUACUCUAUACACAUCGCGAUUCAAAUGCAUCCUUCUAUUUGCAAGAUCGCAUGAGCGUCAAACACUCGAAAAGUCGUUCAAUGCAAAAACAAACUAAUGCAACACCGAUUGUACAUAUUUAUGAAGCCUGCAAAUUGUUGAAUAUCAAUUAUGAAAUGGCAAAGGAAUUUUCGUUGGACAAGCGAGAUUUGCGUGCAACUUGUCGUCGCAAUCGGCAGGUAUGCGAAACAUACGGCCGUUAUGAUUUGGUGCCGAUUUGGACGCUGGCUGAGCUGAUUGCCACACCAAAUAUACCAAAUGAAACGAAAUAUGAGACGCUUUUUUAUAAAGAUCCAUUUAAGAAAUUCCUGCUUGAGGCAUUAAUAAUGCACUUUGCUGGUGCGGGUGAUUUGCAGACGGCUGUAAUGUUGGCAUGUCUCUUUCACAAAUGCCCUUCAAUGUCAGGAGAUUUUGGUGAAUUCAUGACACCGACUAGUCCCCAUGGAUUCCAACAUAACAAACUGCAGCAACUCUCGCACAACACGUCACCUUAUCAUACCGUUUUGCCAAUCGAUUAUCAUGCUUCACAUCCGAAAUGCAGUACAGCACUGGCUGUCAAUGUGCAUUUGAAGCAGUUGCGUAGCAACUCUUGGUCGGAUUCGCUAGACUGGGUGGACUCGAAGCAUUGCAACUCGGAUUCAUAUUCCUGUUCGCUAAUCAGGCGUACCAAAAUGCCACUAUUCGAUCACUUCAAGAAGGUGUAUGCGGACAUAUUGUUCGGUUGGCAGUUGCUGACCAAACGUGCGCUGAUUUUAAAACAUACAAUGUUUUCGCAAACGCAGCCGCAUGGUGUGGAAUUUGUUACCGAGUGCCCUGGCUGCAAUAAAAUAAAGCGUACGCCCUCGUGCACUAGCUGCCAGCGACCAGUUCUUUUAUGCCAGCUCUGUAACCUGCCAGUGAAAGGCGAAGCCAAUGCGUGUCUGGCUUGUGGACAUGGUGGUCAUAUGGCCCAUAUGAUGCAGUGGUUUAAGAAACAUAACAUUUGUGCAUCCGGCUGUGGAUGUCACUGCUUGAAACAAACAGCAGCACUGUUGGAGCUCAUGAAUUAAUUAAGUUUAUCUUAUUUAUUACAACAAUGCCCUUUAUUAUAAGCAAAAAGUUUUUAAAUGACAUUAGUAUUUGGUUCAGAUACGUUCAAUGGCUUCAAAAGGACAGCGCGACAAGUCAAAAGCGGACUAUUUCAUAUCUAAACCCGUUUAUGACUUGCAAAAAUUUAUGUUUUCUUAGGUUUGCGUAAGUUUAGUAUAUCAGUUUUUAUAAAAAUAAAAUUAUAUU
This is a messenger RNA of Rhagoletis pomonella (apple maggot), 3216 nucleotides long. It is a transcript of the gene Wdr59, whose product is annotated as GATOR complex protein Wdr59. The record is from RefSeq and is a predicted model, not a curated record. Gene Ontology annotation, molecular function: protein binding. The transcript is spliced from 10 exons. Bases 33 to 2990 code for a protein of 985 amino acids. Lineage: Eukaryota; Metazoa; Arthropoda; Insecta; Diptera; Tephritidae.